Messenger RNA from Osmerus eperlanus (European smelt), 2101 nucleotides. Its product is annotated as retinol dehydrogenase 8. Gene Ontology annotation, molecular function: estradiol 17-beta-dehydrogenase [NAD(P)+] activity. Gene Ontology annotation, cellular component: cytoplasm; cytosol. Gene Ontology annotation, biological process: estrogen biosynthetic process. The transcript is spliced from 7 exons. Lineage: Eukaryota; Metazoa; Chordata; Actinopteri; Osmeriformes; Osmeridae. Bases 449 to 1381 code for a protein of 310 amino acids. The record is from RefSeq and is a predicted model, not a curated record.
GUAAAACAUUUUUACAGGUUAGUAGCUUUUUGGAAUUGAAUGUGUAAAUAAGAAUGUGUUGGAGUGGACGCUAAAAUCGAAAUGUGGGAAGUCGAUGUCUAGCCUCGGGCAGCCUGCAUUCUAACUAAUUGACAGUUAAAUGAAGUGGGACAAGCAUUGCAACCCCAGGUCAGUCUGGCUGUAACCACUGCAGCCAAAGCGUUCCUGGGACAGUCAAAUAGGAUUAUGGCCUCUUAAGCUUGAAACAAAAGCUCUGCUUCACAUAGAGGCCAUGGCCCUUAGACACAGUAAGUUACUGUAUCAAAGUCAAAGCAUACCAACUACAACAUGGCCACAUAGUUCAUCAAAGACCACCACAUCUAGGAAAAGUCUGAAAAAACAAUAAGUCAGUGUUUGCAACAUCUUCCUGUUGCACUCAAGAUCCAUCUGUGGCUGUUGUCCGGUAUCCAUGGGGACCAGGAAGGUUCUGGUGACAGGGUGCUCCUCUGGCAUCGGCCUAGCUGUGGCUGUCCGACUGGCCAGGGAUGAUCUCAGGAGGUUCAAAGUGGUGGCCACCAUGAGGGACCUGGGGAAGAGGGAGGCCCUGGAGCGGGCGGCCGGCAAGGCUCUGAACAGGACCCUGGAGAUCAGACAACUGGACGCCUGCUGUGAAGACUCCAUCAGAGAGUGCGUCAACAGCCUGCCGGACAGACUGGUGGACGUGCUCGUGAACAAUGCUGGCGUGGGGAUGAUCGGGCCUCUGGAGUGUCAGAGUGUGGAGUCCAUGCAGGACCUCUUCAACACCAACUUCUUUGGUCUGGCGCGUCUGGUGAAGGAGGUGCUGCCCGACAUGAAGAAAAGGCAGAGCGGACAUAUUGUUGCGAUGAGCAGUGUCAUGGGGAUUCAGGGUCUGCUCUUCAAUGACGUCUACUCGGCUUCAAAAUUUGCGGUGGAGGGAUUUUGUGAGAGUCUAGCUGUUCAAGUCAUGAAGUUUAAUAUCAAAAUGACUCUAGUGGAGCCGGGGCCGGUGGUGACAGAGUUUGAGAGGAAGGUGUAUGAGGACGCCGAGAAGAUGGACCUGUCAGGGACAGACGAGGAGACUGCCAGAAUCUUCCGCCAGAUAUACCUACCGUACUCCAGGAAGGUCUUCGCCUCCCUAGGCCAGACCCCGGAGGACAUAGCCGAGCAAACGCUGAAAGUGAUCACAGCCAAGGAUCCUCCACUUCGCCACCAAACCAACCGUCUAUACGUGCCCAUGACUGCCCUGAAGCAGGCUGACCCCACGGGCCGCCUGCCUCUGGACACCUUCUACAAGAUGCUCUUCAAACAUGACCGUGUGUUCAAUGCCAGUCUGGGGGUGCUGCGUAUGCUACAGAAGAGAAUGGGGAAAGGUUCCAUAUGAAGGACAGUCACAUUGAAACCCCUGGAGGGAUGGUGUGAGUAAAGACAGAAUCAAUGGGCUUUUAAGAUUCUGGUGGAGUGUGUGUGUGUGUGUGUGUGGGGGGGGUACUCCUUACUGUUAGUCCUGGGUUCCUCUUCACUCAGAACCUCUGACUCAUAAUGCCUACACCAGGAUUGGAGAGUACAGUAGAUAGGACUGAAUGAUAGGCGCAAAUGUCAGGGACACAUGAGGUUCUAUUCAGUUAUGUUUUUGUGUGAAACCCAAUCAUUUGCCUUGAGCUGUUUGUACAUUAAACACAGGGGUGUAUGUUUCAUAAUAUAUGUGUGGGACAUUGGAAAUUGUAACACCCUUUUAUUAGGGCAGGCUUUUAUUAAGAACAUUAUAUUUAUUGGCCGCAUCCUCGGUUAUAAACCCACAUUUAAAACAAAACCUUCACCCCUGAUUAAGUGUAUAAAAAGUAAAUUCCCAAAAGUAUGUCACUCCAGACUAUGCUCUAAACUGUGAUGUUUUCUUCAGGUGAACCUCAUUGGCAGUGCCAGUGUGUCUCUAGACUGACCGGACUGCCUGCUCUAACUGCACCUGUUCAGCCCUGUCUGUCAGAUAGCUGGAUAUGCUUACACACCUGUAAUUGUACAUUUCGAUUUCUGAAUCAUUAUUAUUGUGUUUGAACUGAAUUACUGCAUACGUUAACAAUACUUGAAUAAACACAAGACAAACAUA